Molecule: messenger RNA, 280 nt
Organism: Staurois parvus
Lineage: Eukaryota; Metazoa; Chordata; Amphibia; Anura; Ranidae
Source: the annotation of a GenBank genome assembly
AUGGAUGCUAGCGUGGCAGUACUACUGUGUCCUAUUACUGAUAGGUGGCGCACAUGUCGCAGGCCAGUCCAGAGAACGUUAAUCAAGAUGGCAGACAACAGUGUUGGUGCGUGCAUGGAACAGCGUGUGGUGAUGAAGUUUUUUUGUGAAUGAAGGCGUAAAAACCUGCGGAUAUCUACAGAAGACUUCAAGCACAGUACGGUGAUGAGACGCUCAGCUGCAGUAAGAUAUUUGAAUGGUAUAAACAAGAUGGCCAUACGUCCGUCAGUGAUUCCCAGCC